AUGUACACACCAUCCGGAUUCAAGAAUAUCGACUGGAGAACUUAUAUCAUCUAUGGUGUCUUUUGCUUUGCCAUGGCUGUUCAUGUGUUUUUCGGAUUCCCAGAAACUAGAGGUAAGAGAUUGGAAGAAAUUGGACAAAUGUGGGCCGAGAAGGUUCCAGCUUGGAGAUCAGGCUCAUGGCAGCCAACUAUUCCAUUGGUAUCCGAUGUUGAGUUGGCUAGAAAGUUGAGUGUUGAACAUAAUGAAGAAAAAUUGAUGGAAGAAGAUUCCAACACUGAUGAAGAGCAAAGAUAG
Molecule: messenger RNA, 294 nt
Organism: Lodderomyces margitis
Lineage: Eukaryota; Fungi; Ascomycota; Pichiomycetes; Serinales; Debaryomycetaceae
Exons: 1
Coding region: 1-294 (97 amino acids)
Biological process (GO): carbohydrate transport; transmembrane transport
Cellular component (GO): membrane
Molecular function (GO): carbohydrate:proton symporter activity
Source: RefSeq, a predicted model, not a curated record